AUGGCGAACGUUGAAGCAAUUAGGAUCCUCGUAGGCGUCAUUGGAAAUGUCAUAUCUUUUUUCUUAUUUACCUCUCCAAUCCCAACAUUUGUGAAAAUCAUCAAGCAAAAGUCAGUUGGAGAAUUCAAGUCAGAUCCUUAUAUUGCAACUCUGCUUAAUUGUGCAAUGUGGUCGUUUUACGGCAUGCCGAUUGUUCAUCCGGAUAGCCUUCUUGUCAUUACAAUCAAUGGCACUGGAUUUUUUAUUGAACUCGUUUACAUUGCCAUCUUCUUCACAUAUUCCUCUGGGAAAAACCGACGAAAUAUCAUCAUUGCUCUUCUGGUUGAAGCUACAUUAUUUGCCAUUGUGGUUUUCAUUACCCUACACUUCUUCCACUCAACGAAAGACCGGUCUAUGAUAAUUGGGCUCUUGUCUAUUGUCUUUAGUAUCAUUAUGUACGCGUCACCCUUGACUGUCAUGAAAAUGGUUAUCAAGACGCAGAGUGUUAAGUACAUGCCAUUUGCCCUCUCGCUGGCUAACUUUUGCAAUGGAAUUGUGUGGCUCAUCUAUGCACUUCUUAAAUUUGAUCCCUAUAUUCUGAUUCCAAAUGGUUUAGGAACAAUUUCUGGCUUGGUGCAACUCACCUUGUACGGCACUUACUACCAGACCACCAAAUGGGAUGAGGAUGAUGAAAAGCCAAAAUCGGAUGUUCAACUCUCAAUAGGGAUGACAAUUCUAACCGUUAGAUCCGAUAACCGCGGAUAA
Messenger RNA from Pyrus x bretschneideri (Chinese white pear), 744 nucleotides. Its product is annotated as bidirectional sugar transporter SWEET5-like. The transcript has 6 exons. Lineage: Eukaryota; Viridiplantae; Streptophyta; Magnoliopsida; Rosales; Rosaceae. Gene Ontology annotation, molecular function: sugar transmembrane transporter activity. Gene Ontology annotation, biological process: carbohydrate transport. The coding region runs from base 1 to 744 and encodes 247 amino acids. The record is from RefSeq and is a predicted model, not a curated record. Gene Ontology annotation, cellular component: membrane.